Paramecium octaurelia is the source of this 756-nucleotide messenger RNA. The record is from the annotation of a GenBank genome assembly. Lineage: Eukaryota; Ciliophora; Oligohymenophorea; Peniculida; Parameciidae.
AUGAAUGGAAUGAUUAAUUGUCAAUUAUUGAUCAGGCGGAAGAGUUUUUUCUGUUGAGAGGCUCGAAGUGUGUUUCAUUCUUUUAAAUAUUAAUUUUAUAUAAUAAAAGUAAUUCAAUCUUAGAAUUGGGAAACUAAAAAAAAUUACACUAGAAAGACAAAAUUGUAUAAAUGAUUUUAUAAUUAGAAGCUUUACAUAAUNAUUGGGAUGCAGACUAGUUGAUUUCCCAAAUAAGUAUUAAUUUCGUUUUUAUUACAUUUAGACAUCCCAAUUGUAGAGUUCAUGGUUACACUGCCCCUGAAAUCAAGUCCAAAAUAUUCACUUAAAAAUGUGAUAUCUUUAGCUGCGGUGUCAUUUUAUACAAAAUGUAUCUUCUUUUUAUUUAAAAAUAGUUUAACUAGAAAAGAUCUGUUUGAUCAUGAGUCAAUCAAUUAUGAUGAAAAAAUGAUGUUGCAUUUGAUCAAUCAAUCAGACAUCAAUCCAUAAUACUAGAAUUUAUUAAGACAGAUGCUUCAAUUCAAUCCAGAACUGAGGGCAACGGCAGAUCAAUGCUUAACUAUUAUUGAUUCAAUCUUAGAAAGAACUCCUACAUUCUCCAAUUUUCUCGAUAGGUUCAAUUUAGAUAAUGAUGGAAUAAAUGACGAAAUCAUUUCAAUUGAUUUGAUUUAGGAUUAAGAUGAAUUAACUGAAAAUCAGGAUUUUAUACAAAAACUGCCAAUAAUCCAGAUUAAUAAAAGAAUUGAAAUGUUCUAUUGA